Trichophyton benhamiae CBS 112371 is the source of this 1455-nucleotide messenger RNA. RefSeq lists its product as uncharacterized. Gene Ontology annotation, cellular component: membrane. The transcript is spliced from 2 exons. Gene Ontology annotation, biological process: polysaccharide biosynthetic process. Lineage: Eukaryota; Fungi; Ascomycota; Eurotiomycetes; Onygenales; Arthrodermataceae. Bases 1 to 1455 code for a protein of 484 amino acids. Gene Ontology annotation, molecular function: acyltransferase activity, transferring groups other than amino-acyl groups. The record is from RefSeq and is a predicted model, not a curated record.
AUGUUUCCGUUCUCCUUGAUUCUGUCUCUCUGGCGAUCUAUGGUAGCCAGUGGUGAAUCUGGUCCUCCUACCAGAGACAAUGGCCGGAAUGUGAAGUGGUUAGACGGCCUGCGCGGAAUCGCAUCGUUUCUCGUCAUUCUCACCCACCUGGCACGAGCGUGGGAUUAUGAGCUCUUCAGCGCUGGACCCGCUGAGGGAACCCCCCGACUGCUACAGCAGCCCGUUCUCCGAAUUCCGUGGCAGGGACGAAUCGGCGUUACCAUAUUUGCAUUUUUGACCGGAUAUGUUUGCGCCCUAAAACCACUGAGGCUUUCUGGUUCCGGAAACUAUAACGCUUCAUUCUCUUCUAUCGCAAAGAGCGCAUUUCGCCGUCCCCCGCGGUUGAUCCUCCCCGCCACGAUCGCAUUGUUGUUUGCAUGGACAGUCGCUCAGUUUGGUGCUUUCAAGGUAGCUACAAGGUCGGACGUGGACUGGUUCAGAGCAGCGAGCGUCAAGGUCGACCCCUCAUGGCUCAAGGAAAUCAGCCGCCUGUUCUUUACUAUACUAUCGACGUGGACCAUCGGACGUAACGACUAUGACGACCAUCAGUGGGCCCUGAGGCCACUACUGCUGGCCUCGAUGUUGGUCUAUAUUCUACUUGUUGCGACUAUGUAUGUCAAGUAUCACUACCGCUUGGCUAUAUACGUUGUGAUGAUUCUCUACUUCCAUCAGGAUGCUUCUCCUAAUACCGGUAUGUUGUUUACAAAUAGCCAAUCGGCCAUUAAUAUAUAUCCUGCUAACGACGGAGUAUUUCCUACUACAGAAACUUUUGGUCAGCAGGCAUGUUACGGUAUGAUGCUGAGUGACAUUGCUAGCAACCAUCCGGAAAAUUCUUAUAUCUCCUCUCGUCCGUGGCUCCGCCGCGCAAUAUGCUGGGUCGCUAUCGCACUUGGGCUAUGGUCGGCCUCUUAUCCCGAACAUGACGUCGAUAGAUGCGGCUGGUCCAACAUUCUUCUCGAGUCAUCUAAAUACAUGUUCCCACCAAACGUCAAUCUUGGAAAACGCUUCACAGCCCUUGGAGUCGACCUCAUUAUUCUCGGCAUAUUCCUUUCUCCUUCUAUCAAAAAUGUGCUCUCCAACAGCUUCUUCCUAUGGUUUGGUCGAAACAGCUUUGCUGUCUACCUUACCCACGGUACUCUGCUGAAGACGGUCCUAACCUAUAUGGUUUACGGCAAUAUCACCGGGGAACCAUGGGUUGUCACCAAGAAUGAAAACGGAGAAGACGUACUGCCUCCAUGGUUCACUCGGGGAUCUCCCGGCGUAUUCGCCAUUUGUAUACCGAUCUGGCUGGUGAUAGUGUACACUGUUGCCCACUUCUGGACAACAUACGUCGACUCCUUCUGCGCACGAGUCACCCAGCGCCUUGAAAGCCUUGCCUUUGAGUCCGACAAUGAGAAAACCCAACUCCCUAGGUGA